This is a messenger RNA of Gymnodraco acuticeps, 1710 nucleotides long. RefSeq names its product poly(A) polymerase type 3-like. Gene Ontology annotation, cellular component: nucleus. The coding region runs from base 1 to 1710 and encodes 569 amino acids. Lineage: Eukaryota; Metazoa; Chordata; Actinopteri; Perciformes; Bathydraconidae. The record is from RefSeq and is a predicted model, not a curated record. Gene Ontology annotation, molecular function: poly(A) RNA polymerase activity; RNA binding. The transcript has 15 exons.
AUGCCUCGACGAACAAGGAGGACAGCUCCAUCCAGACCUAAACAAAAGGUGUAUGGCCCCCCCCCACCAACACGUGAGGAGGAAAGUGCCCAAGAAAAUGACUUGAUCGAGAUUCUCAAGUCAUUCGGAUGCUUUGAGAGCAACGUGGAGCUGAGACACAGAGAGAAUGUGGUCCAGAGACUGGAUGUACUGUUCAAAGAGUGGCUCACAGAGAUGUGUCUGCAAAUGAAUUCACCAGACAUUGUCCCGCAGAAGGUUGGAGGGAAGCUCGUCCCUUUCGGCUCCCAUCACCUGGGGGUCGCCUCGAAAGGCGCCGACAUCGACAUCCUCUGUGUGGGACCGGGUUUCCUCCAGAGGAAGGACUUCUUCUCCUCUUUCGUUGGAAAACUGAAGAGGCAGAGAGAGGUCAAAGACAUACGGGUCAUUGAAGAGGCAUUCGUCCCUGUCGUUAAACUGACCUUUGAAGGAAUUGAGAUAGACUUAGUCUUUGCCAGGGUGGCCAGGUACAGAGUCCCACAGGAAAUGGACCUGCUCCGAGAGGAUUGGCUACAGGGGAUGGACCUCCACUCUGUGAGGAGUCUGAACGGCUACAGAGUAACAGAGGAGAUCCUCAGGCUCGUACCGAAUGUUCAGAACUUCAGACUCGCUCUGAGGACCAUAAAGCUUUGGGCCAAACAAAGAAACAUAUACUCAAACUCUCUGGGUUUCCUUGGCGGCGUUUCCUGGGCCAUUCUGGUAGCCAGAAUCUGCCAGGAGUACCCGAACGCCUCAGCCUCCACCCUGGUCACAAUGUUUUUCAAGGAGUACAACAUGUGGAAGUGGCCAAACCCCAUCAUGUUGAGGGAGUUGAAGGAUUGUCAUUUCAACCUUCCUGUGUGGGAUGCAAGGGUUAAUCUGGCAGACCGCUCCCACUCUAUGCCAAUCAUCACACCGGCAUACCCAAUGCAGAACACUGCUUUCAACGUGACUCCCUCCACCCUGGCCAUCAUGAAGGAGGAGAUCCAGCGCGGCCACACUAUCGCCCGCUGGUCCCAACUCUUUGAGAAGCCCAAUUUCCUCAAGAAGUACAAGCAUUACGUUCUGCUGCAAGCUACUUCAGCUACAGAGGAGCAGCAUCCUGCAUGGGUUGGCCUGGUGGAGUCUAGAAUCCGACACCUGGUGGUAAAUCUGGAGAGAAAUGUGUUGGUGACCCGGGCCCACAUUAACGUCCAGUCCUACCCUGAACGCAGCACGGGCAACGCCAGAGCGCCAAUGAGAACAAAGUGGCUGAUUGGGCUUGUGUUCAAUGAACAGGGGGGCCAACACCUGUCAAUAGACCUGACUCUCCAGCGCUUCAGUGACAUCGUCCACAGUGUGGCAUGUCGCUGUCAGACGUUCAGAGAGGGGAUGAGCACCUCAGCUCGAUACAUGUCCCAGAAGGACUUCAGCUGGGAUCUGCCUCAGGAGCCUGGCAGGAGGGUUAUCAGUGAAGAGCCGCAGCCCUCAGUGAGCACCGCUGCUCCAUCUCCGACGAGUCACCAGGCCACAAAGAGGUCUCGUUCGCCUCACUCAGAAACUUCCAGCAAGAAGUUUAAAUCUGACGAGGGGCCGAGCGAGGAAGUCUGUCUCAGCCAAUCAAAGAGUGGAGGUCUCAAGAGAGCCCGCACUCCUGAGUCAGGGUCACCGAGCAAGAGGGUCCGAACUGAUCUGCUGAGGCCCGCUGAAACCUGA